This is a messenger RNA of Aureobasidium pullulans EXF-150, 773 nucleotides long. RefSeq lists its product as uncharacterized. The record is from RefSeq and is a predicted model, not a curated record. Bases 1 to 762 code for a protein of 253 amino acids. The transcript has 2 exons. Lineage: Eukaryota; Fungi; Ascomycota; Dothideomycetes; Dothideales; Saccotheciaceae.
AUGUCCAGUCAAGACCGCAAUUGCUUCUGUAAAUCAGAAGCUCCAUCAGAUCAAUGCGAGAUCCUCUCACCCCCCUUCUCAACCGCAAAACCUGGCCACUACACCUGCAACAUCGAAUACCUGGGAAACCCCUACUCCAUCACCUGGACCGGUUCACAAAUACAUCCCGACCUCUCACUCUUCCCGAACGGACCCGACUACAAGCCUCAGAAAAUCGCUCUAAGCCCAGAGAUCUCUGCUAUUUGGUCUACAUCUAAAUUGGUCAACUGUGGCGCUGAUGCUGUUUUGAGAUGCAGUCACAAAGUUAUAUAUCCCAUCAUCAAGCUCGCUCAUCCUGGAAGAGAGUUUCGGUUGAGGAUUCAGCAUGAAAUUGAGAUGAUGAGGGAAAUGAAUGCGGGUGAGCAGUCACUGCCAAUACCGAAAGUUGACAAGCAUGCACACUUCGACGAGCAAGGUAUUUUUGGCUAUCGGAUGGAGUAUUUGAUCAGACUUGAGAUGGGUGAACUUGUACGGAGGAUGUCGGAGGUUAGAGAUGCUGUGGCUCGCUUGCAUAGAGCGGGCUUUUCGCAUGGUGAUUUGGGCAAUCCGACUAAUAUUAUGAAGAGCAAGGAGGGAGAUAUCGUGCUCAUUGAUUUUGGUUGUGCUGGGAAGAUUGGUAGGAGUGUGCCGGGAGCUGUGCCUUACUGGGUGUAUCAGGGUGCAAUUGUCACCGCAGAUACAGACUUACAGGCCCUGGAGCGGCUAGCGGCGUCGAACUUAUGAUCGAAUGAGGG